AUGCAAAGGACUGCAAUCUUCAGCACGUGCUACAGCCACACCGAUUACUGCCUUGUGCGCCGCUGGAAGGCGCACAAGUGCCUGAAGUGGGGUAGAGUCUGCCACUGCGAGCCGACGCCGCGAGGCGGCGACCUCUGGACCCUUUGCUGUUGGCGAAAGAAAGCAGCCAGCCUUGCAUGCCCAAGGGAAAGUGCCGCAUCUCGAGCCAAGGCUGUGGAGGACGCCUUCAGCCUUAGAGCCGCCUGCACGGGUUCUGCGCCAGCAGAAAAGCCCGCAGCAGAGCGGCAGAAAGUUGGUGAGUGCAGUGUCUAUGGCAAUUCAAAAGCUACCUUAGCGGAGUCUUUUCUGAGCGACUUGCAGGAGCUCGACGAGCCAGAGGAGCAGCAGCAGGAUGCAGCUGGUGCAGCAGCGAAUCAAGAAGAAGACGAGUGGGAACCUAUCCCGGAUGCUGUCGAGCUGUAUUUGAGCAAAAAAGGAGGCCUCGUCUCUUCUGCCGUUGUUUCCAGCCUCGCGGAGCAGCCGCGAUUCAUCAAGCUGCUCGAACAAGCAAGGGAACUAACUCCCCAAGCUGUCGCAGCUAGCGGAGAGGAACUCGCGCUGAUCGAGGAGUGCAAUCAGCUUGUGAUAGACAUUGACACAGACAUAUUGGCAGUGCAUCGGUUCAUAAGAGAUAUCUAUUCCAUGAAGUUUCCGGAGUUGGAAUCCAUCGUGCAGGCGCCCCUCGAGUAUAUCGCAGUUGUUCACCGAAUACAGAAUCAAACGGAUCUUACCCAAGUGGACUUAUCUGAUUUGCUGCCCUCGCCAAUGAUCAUGGCGCUCACUGUCGCAGCCUCGCUCUCUAUAUCGGGCAGCGCGGGAAGCAACGCAGCCAACGCAGGGCGCCGCUUGCCGGAGGAAGAUUUAGAAAAGGCCAUCACUGCCGCGAAGGAGGCGUUGGCACUUGCAGAGCGUCGCAAGGAGGUGUUGCAGUACUUGGAGAGUCGCAUGAGUCUUGUGGCCCCUAACGUGUCGGCGAUCCUGGGAGCAGCUUUAACCGCGCGUCUCCUGACGAAAGUUGGCUGCUUGCAGAGCCUUGCGAAAAUGCCGGCACAAAAUAUUAUGUUGGUGGGGUCCCAGAAGAAGGGGAGUUUGUCGCUGUCAACAAAAGGAGGAGCGUCGAAUGCGUUUUCUUCCCUCCUCUGCUCCUCGGAUUUGCUCAUCAUGACACCUCCAGCAUACCGCAAGAAAGCCUUGCGGCUGCUCGCUGGGAAGGUGGCUCUUGCUGCUCGUGUUGACGUGUACGGCAGCAAGCCGGCAGCAGCAGCAGCAGCAGCAGCAGCAGAGGGGCGAGAAGGCGAUGAAGAAACAUCGGAUACGCAGGAGGAAAGCGCAGCAGAGGCGCUGCUGAAUGCAGCAGACAGUUCGGAAAAUCCAGGCGCUGUUGGCAGGGCACUUCGAGAAGGCAUUGUUCAGGCUCUUAUGAAGGCACAGGAGCCUCCUCCUGCUCCCAUGAAGAAGGCGCUGCCCGCGCCAGACGAGCGGUCAAAGCCAAAGAGGGGAGGCAAGCGACACCGCCGGCUCAAGGAGAAGCAGGAGCUCUCGGAGGUACAGAAGCAGCUCAACAGGAUGAAAUUCGGCGAGCAGGAAGACACCGUUGGACUGAAGGAUCAGCGCCGACAGCAGCAGCUGCGCCCUAAGGGAGGCCUCUCCUCAGCUGUCUCCGCAGCCGGCACGAGCACUAGCACAGGCUUCUCUUCGUCUCUCACCUUCACUCCUAUCCAAGGCAUCGAGCUCUGCAACCCCCUAGCCGAGACACAGCAGCAGCAGCAGCAGCAGCAGGAUGCCAAGGAUUACUUCGGCGGAGGAGGAAGGUUUACAGCGGUAGAGCGCAACAAGCCAGCGGCGCGCAAGGCCUAG
Molecule: messenger RNA, 1896 nt
Organism: Cyclospora cayetanensis
Lineage: Eukaryota; Apicomplexa; Conoidasida; Eucoccidiorida; Eimeriidae
Product: U4/U6 small nuclear ribonucleoprotein Prp31 homolog
Exons: 12
Coding region: 1-1896 (631 amino acids)
Biological process (GO): spliceosomal tri-snRNP complex assembly; mRNA splicing, via spliceosome
Cellular component (GO): U4 snRNP; precatalytic spliceosome; U4/U6 x U5 tri-snRNP complex
Source: RefSeq, a predicted model, not a curated record